Molecule: messenger RNA, 1080 nt
Organism: Fusarium vanettenii 77-13-4
Lineage: Eukaryota; Fungi; Ascomycota; Sordariomycetes; Hypocreales; Nectriaceae
Exons: 2
Coding region: 20-1018 (332 amino acids)
Molecular function (GO): oxidoreductase activity, acting on the CH-OH group of donors, NAD or NADP as acceptor; NADP binding
Source: RefSeq, a predicted model, not a curated record
CGUGAAUUGCCAUAAUAAUAUGUCAAGCAAAGACGGUCCUAUUGCCAAAAUUGGGCUGCUGUCCAUAGGCGACAUGGGUGCUGGCAUCGCCAACCUGCUCGUUGCUCACAACUUUGCUGUUGCGACGAAUUGCUCGGGUAGAAGUCAAGAUACCAUUGAUCGCGCCCGGGAAGUCAAUGUGGAACUGCUCGAGACCGAUGUUGACCUGGUGGAAGAGUGUUCAGUGAUACUCUCUGUCGUGCCCCCACGAGAUGCCGAGGCUACGGCACGACGCAUCGUGGAUGCGCUCUCAAAGUCCAAGAGAAGAGAAGAUUUAUACUUUGUCGAUCUAAAUGCAGUUUCGCCAUCAAGUACAAAGACAAUCGCAGCGCUUCUCGAGAAAUCCGAGGUCCCCGUCCGCUUCAUCGAUGGAUGCAUCCUAGGAGGUCCUCCAAAACGGACAACUCCCACCGAUGGCGGAUCCAAAGCUUCCAGCAACAACGACUAUUCCGACUGGAUACGCCCAAGACUUCCCAUAUCUGGGCCAGAAUCUCUCUCGGCCCUCCCUUACGGCGAUACUCUUAUUUCAGUGUUAAACAUGAACCCCAUCUCCCCCAACAUCGGCGCCGCGAGCGGGCUCAAGAUGUGCUUCGCUGCCAUGUCUAAAGGCUUUAUAGCCAUAGCUACUCAGUCAUUCACAACUGCACACAGCCUCGGUGUUGCGGAUGUUCUGCGAGACGAGAUGGCUAAAGGCCUUCCUACGCACCUCGCCCUCGCCGACAAAUCUGUGCCAAAUAUGCCGCCCAAGGCGUACCGCUGGGUCAGAGAAAUGGAAGAGAUUGCUGACACUAUGGGUGAAGAGGGGGGGUGGGGAAAGGAGCUGUUCCAGGGCGCCGCUGGUGUAUACAAGGGCAUUGCGGAGGAUGAGGUACUUGGAAGCGAGAAGGUCGGGAAGAGAAAGAGGGGGACGACGCUGGAGGAUGUUGCAGCGGUAGCAUCAGAGGGAUUACAAAAGAAAAGAAGGUCAGGUCAAGAGUAGAUGGGGUAUGUAUUCAUCAGGGUAGAGUUGGCAGCAUCGUCUAGAUAUUAGAAGGGGGAGUA